This is a messenger RNA of Pomacea canaliculata, 1209 nucleotides long. RefSeq lists its product as uncharacterized. Gene Ontology annotation, molecular function: G protein-coupled receptor activity. The transcript has 2 exons. The coding region runs from base 91 to 1206 and encodes 371 amino acids. Gene Ontology annotation, biological process: G protein-coupled receptor signaling pathway. NCBI's taxonomy places the organism in Eukaryota, Metazoa, Mollusca, Gastropoda, Architaenioglossa, Ampullariidae. The record is from RefSeq and is a predicted model, not a curated record. Gene Ontology annotation, cellular component: membrane.
UUUAAAGCACUGUAAUGGCAAUGUACUGCUUGCCAAAGUGAUCCAAAAGAAAGAUCCCCUGUUGUCUCUGUAAUUCAUUUUCACAGUCCAAUGAUGAGUGUUAAUGAGACUAACCAGACAUCCUAUGCUGUCACCGGACUUACCGUUAGCAGGUACCCACAAUGCUUUGAGGACCCCGGCAACAUCAUGAGUUACGAGGCUCGCAAGCUAAACACUAAAAUCCUUCAGUGCGGUCUUAUGCCUUCUCUCUUCUUUGUCGGCGCCCCGACCAACAUCCUCAGCAUGAUCGUCUUCUAUCGUCAGGGACUGCGAGACCGGAUGAACCUCUGUCUCUUCUGUCUCGCCUUCGUUGACCUCAUGUAUGUCACAGCUGUGCUGGGAACGGUCUCCUACUGCUUCAUCGCCGUUUUUCUGCCGGAAGAAGAACAUUUCUGGAAACAAACGCUCAUGAAGAAUUUUUUGAACUUUGUGUACGGGUUUGGUUACUCGUCUGGUUGGCUGACCAUGAUCAUCGCCACCGACAGAUGCGUGUGCAUCUUGUUUCCCAUGAAGUCGGCGACUGUUAUAAGCACGAAAACAAUGACAAUUCUUCUGGCUUCGUCAAUCUUAUUAAUAAACAUUUUGUGCGGCGUGUAUAUCAUAAAGGAGACGGUGGUGUCCACGAAAGACGAUGUGACUGGAAGAAGGGUCGUCAUGCUGAGCACCACCGCAUUAUUCCUUAGCACCGACAUGUUCAGUAUCAUCGAGAAUAUUGUAUUAUCGCUAAUUUCCAUCUUUUGUUUUUCUGUCGUAGUAUUGACCACAUCCCUCACAAUCAUGGGGCUACGAAGCGCUAUGGCAUGGCGACAGUCUACUAGCAGUUUGUCUCCUUUGUGUAGUGGCAGCUCGUACCUAAAGGGUCAGACGGUGCUGAUGAGGAUGCUGGUGGUGGUGUCCUUCAUCUACAUCCUGUGCACGGCUCCUAACGUGGCCUUAUCGCUGGCAAGAUUCUCAGACCCUGCAUUUCGAUCAGAUGGACCAAACUGCAAUGUAUUCACGGCAACACAUUUGUUUGGGUUUCUGACCGUCAUGAUCAACUCGUCCAUCAACUUCUUCGUCUACCUCACGAUGUCCUCCCGCUUUCGUCAGGAGCUGAAGACGUUUCUGCUCGGUGGCAACAUUUCCAUGAGAUCCACCGCCGUCAGCGCCAGUAAACCAAUCAGAUAGCAG